Molecule: messenger RNA, 3184 nt
Organism: Styela clava
Lineage: Eukaryota; Metazoa; Chordata; Ascidiacea; Stolidobranchia; Styelidae
Molecular function (GO): calcium ion binding
Source: RefSeq, a predicted model, not a curated record
AACAAUUUAGAUAUUCUAGUUCCUAAGUGGAAACUUGGAGACACCAAAAAUAUGAAAGCAAUAUUGAUUUUAACCGUGCUCGUCGUCAUCUUGUCGGUGCAUGUGGAUCAGUCAGACGCGUGGUUCGUCGCGACACUCGCAAAGAAAGCUGUGACAGCUGUUUCAAAUUUUGCGCUAAACCAACUAUGUAAGAUAAGAUGCACCGGGCAUGGGGAUUGCCGUGGCGGAAGUCAAUGUAUGUGUGACUCGGGUUGGAAAGGAGCAUCGUGUGCUUACGAUAUAAAUGAGUGCACUUCUAGCACGGAUGGAUGUGCUGGAACUUGCACAAACUCUGCAGGAAGUUUUACAUGUAGUUGUCCAAAUGGAAAAACUUUAGGUUCUGACGGAAAAUCAUGCAAUGAUGUGGAUGAAUGUAGAAUAAAUACUGAUGGAUGUGCUCAUGUUUGCCACAAUAAUGAUGGAAGCUUUACAUGCUCCUGCAACGCUGGUUACAAAUUAGGCUCCGACGGAAAACGAUGUGAUGAUAUAAAUGAGUGCACUGCUAACACGGAUGGAUGUGCUGGAACUUGCACAAACUCUGUAGGAAGUUUUACAUGUAGUUGUCCAAAUGGAAAAGUUUUAGGUCCUGACGGAAAAUCAUGCAAUGAUGUGAAUGAGUGUGAAAAAAAUACUGAUGGAUGUGCUCAUGUUUGCCACAAUAAUGAUGGAAGCUUUACAUGCUCCUGCAACGCUGGUUUCAAAUUAGGCUCCGAUGGAAAACAAUGCGUUGAUGUCGACGAGUGCCAAGAUGAUCUGGAUAAUUGUGCUCACAAAUGCAUUAACGAGAUCGGAGACUUCUCAUGUGAUUGUGACCCCGGGUAUACUCUGGCUACCAACGGACAUUCAUGCAAUGAUAUUAACGAAUGUGAUCAGGCUAUAGACGACUGUGAUCAAGUUUGCACCAAUCACAACGGCGGAUAUACGUGCUCAUGUCGUGUUGGAUUUAACUUGGCAUCAGACAAGAAAAAAUGUGAAGAUCGCAAUGAAUGCGAAGGGAAUGUGUGUCACCAACUUUGUUAUAAUGAAGUUGGUAGCUAUUCAUGUGGGUGUGAUCCAGGCUACGUUCUUGAGGCCGACAAAGUGAAUUGUGCAGAUAUUGAUGAAUGUAAAGAAGGACAUAAUUGUGAACAAACGUGUGAAAAUCAACCAGGAUCUUAUACCUGUACUUGUAAAUCCGGAUACAAGGUUGAUGACCAUAGGUGUCAUGAUAUCAAUGAAUGUGAAACAAACAACGGCGGAUGUGCACAGGUUUGCACCAACGAGUUAGGGAAGUUUUCCUGCAGUUGUGAAGCAGGAUAUGAAGCAGAAGGAUCUAACUGUAACGAUUUGGAUGAGUGCACACUUGGAACACACGAAUGUGAUCAGACAUGCACAAACACUGAAGGAUCAUACACAUGUUCUUGUGCGGCCGGAUAUAUCUCAGAGGAACUGAAAUGCUUCGACAUCGACGAGUGUACGAUUGGUACGCACGACUGUGCACAAAUUUGCACAAAUAUCAAAGGCUCGUUCGAAUGUUCCUGCAGUGAUGGUUUCGCGAGUGCAGAUGAGGGACGCGUUUGCAAUCCCAUUUGCACAGAAGCCUGUCAGAAUGACGGAAUUUGUGUCGCACCCAAUGUUUGCAACUGUACGAUAGAUUUCCACGGAGAAGUCUGCUCUAUACCUAAAUGCUACCCCCCAUGUGAUUUCGGAACUUGUGAGCAACUUGAAACAUCGAAUGAGUGUAAAUGUGACAACGGUUGGGACGGCAAAGCAUGCGAUCAGGAUAUCGACGAAUGUUACAUCGACUCGCCAUGUGGACAAGUAUGUAAUAAUCUUGAAGGAAGCUAUUUCUGUUCGUGCAACGAAGGCUAUGCUUUGUCUGAUGACCAAACUACUUGCAUUGAUGUGGAUGAAUGCUCUGGCGAACAUGGCUGUGAACACAACUGUAAUAACGUUGAAGGCUCCUUCUCCUGCAGUUGCAACGAAGGCUGGUCCCUCGGUGGUAAUAACUUCAACUGUAAAGAUGUCAACGAAUGCGAAGACGGCAAUCACGGAUGUGAGCAUACAUGCAUUAAUAACAAUGGAUCUUUCACAUGCCUUUGUAAUGAAAAUUAUUAUCUUUGGCAAGAUGGCAAGAGUUGUUAUGAAAUUGUCGACGAAUGGACUCUCAGUCGAAAAACUUGCCAAUGCUAUUACGACCCGACGAAAACAGAUUGUGCUUGCUGCAUUCCCGGCGGAUGCCAAUGCGACAGCAGAAACCCAUCAAGAUGUGUCCAGUGCGGAUACGGGGAUACAUGUGCUAUUUCAAUCGACGAAAUUGCUGCACCUUGCUUUUUCAACAACUCCAAAUUGGGAAAACUUGUCGCUUCUAGGGGCCAGUGUGACACAAGAGGCCGUUAUGUUCCACGACAGUGUGACAACGACGGCAAUUGUUUCUGUGUUUCAAGAAUUGGAAUAAAAAUAAAGGGAACUGAGGGAGCUGAUGCAUGCGAAAAUCCCUACUUUCUCGAUGGAUGGACUCUUCCCGGAAACUGCCAGUGCGAUCAUGAUCCUACAAAAAUGAACUGCGCAUGCUGUCGUAACCUCGGCUGUCAAUGCCCUAAUAAAAAGGGCAUUAAACGCUGUGUGCAGUGUGGAUUGUCGUAUUUGUGCGAUGCUCUUUCGAGUUAUUACGGCCAGUUCGACUUUUCCGUUGCUCCACACAUCGUUGUGAAGAAUAUGAACAAGCAGCCAUAAAUAUCAUAAUAGUCAGUCACAGUAGUCAUUCUAUAGUUAUCGUAUAGUUAAUUUACGCUUAAAUUUAACGCCAUACCGUUUUUUCACCAAACUAAAAACUUGAUGUUGUUUAAUAUGAUUGCACUUAAUCAAAUAUGAAUAUAUUUUUGGACAUUAAUCAUGGAUUUGAAUACUAUUAUCAACACUAUUUUAUUGGUUAUAUAUCUUAUCAUCAACAUCAUCUUAAAUUGAAUUGUUCGUAGCCUAAUGCAAAUUUUUGACGGGACAAGAAUUACCACGAAUAAGUAACAUAUCGUAAAAAAGGAUAUGAUGUUAAAUUUUCGUUUAGUUUUGUGUUUUUGUCUUGUCUCUGUUCGUCCUUGUCUCGUCUUUAUGUGUGUAGGUAACGAUGUUGCAAUAGUAUGAAAUGCAUAGCCGUAAUUUGACAUAG